CACGUGCUGUUUACAGUGAUAUUUUGUUGGUUAGAUCCGUUGAACAGUAUUAACGCCUGAUAAUCUAAAAUGCUGUGUAAAUAAUAUUUUAUUAAAAAAAUACUAAUUAAUAAGUUAUCAUGCGAUAUCUCUUAGAAAACGUUUACUAAAAAUCAUGAAUUUAUUCGUCGUUAACAGAUAUGAAGAUGAAGAGUGGAAAAAACAAUCUAAUGAGCCACAAGACCAUUUAUCGGAGUUAUUUAAGAAAAUCGAACGGAGAAAACGUGAAAAGGAAGCAGCAGCAAAGGCUGCACAAGAAACUACUUCUGCAGAACUUAGUGCAACAAACACAGUUGCACCUACAGUUGAUACAAAUAAAAAAGGCAAAAAGAAAAAGGGAAAGAAAAGAACACAUGACAUCUCAGAGGGUGUCAACACGACUGGUGAUUUAAAUAGACAUGAGAUAAGUCUGAAAAAUGCAGAGAAAUUAGGUUUUCAAGAAAAUAAUGCAAAGGAAUGUCAUCCAAGUGUCAUAAAUAAAGCAGACUUUACUAUUUUGGGAAGUAAAACACAUACAAAAAAACAAUUAGCUAAAAGAGUGUUACCACAUUGGCUUACCCAUCCAGAAAUAGUAAAUGCAGAUUUAAGUAGUGGCUCUAAUCUAGAUGAAGUUGAAAAUAUCUUAGGUUCUAAGUUGAUUGAAAAGCUAAAAACAGAUGGAUUUAACAAGCUGUUUCCUGUACAAGUUCAUGUACUGUCUUGGCUUUUAAAAUGUGACAAAGAUUAUAAAGCUGGCAGGUGGACCAGAGAUACUUGUAUAUCUAUGCCGACAGGAAGUGGGAAAACUCUAGCUUAUGUUUUACCAAUAGUACAGUUACUUCAAAACAAUUUUGUACGUUUGGUUAGAUGUCUUGUGGUUUUACCGGUUCAAGAAUUAGCUACACAAGUUCAUGAUGUGAUGGUAAAAUACUGUCAUGGUACAUCAUUGAGGGUAGCUUUAAUUUCUGGAGCCUCGUCAUUUAAAGAUGAACAAGAAAGGCUUGUACAAAAAUGUGAAAAUGGACAAUAUUUAAGUCGUGUAGACAUAGUCAUAGCUACUCCUGGUCGUUUAAUUGAUCAUGUAAAAAAAACUGAUGGUUUCUCACUAUUCGCAUUGAGAUUUUUGGUCAUUGAUGAAGCUGAUCGUUCCACAGAUUGGUUGCAGUAUAUUCCUUUUCCUCAUGCGAAACCUCCUCCAUUGAUCGUAGAAAAUAUUCGUAAAAGCUGGAAUAUACCUGCUCAGAAAAUUCUUUUAAGUGCCACACUAUCUCAAGAUCCUGAAAAACUUAGUAGAUUAGGUUUAUUUAGACCAAUUUUAUUUACAUCAGCUAAAGUUAAUUUAAAAAACAUUGACAAAGACAUUAAUCUUGAUAAAGACUUAAACCAGUUUGUGAGUCGUUAUGGAAAUCCUAGUCAGCUAACAGAAAGAAUUAUAGAGUGUACAUUGCAACAUAAACCACUUGCUCUAUAUCAACUACUUACAAAUAAUGAGCAAGUACAGAAGUCUUUAGUAUUUACUAACUCAAGUGAAGCUGCUCACAGAUUGGCUAUACUUUUACAAUCAUUACUGCAAAAUAAAAAUGUAACUGUGGGAGAGCUUUCUGGGCAAUUGGGUUCAAAACAACGAGAAGAUACACUUGAAAAAUUCAUUCAAGGCACAUUACAAGUACUCGUAAGCUCAGAUGCCUUAGCCAGAGGUAUCGACGUUCCAGGAAUUAAACUCGUUGUAUCUUACGAUUUGCCGAAAUUCGUAAAAGGUUACAUUCACAGAGCUGGCAGAACAUGCAGAGGUGGAAAUUCAGGAACAGCUGUCUCGUUAUUGCAGGCAAAUCAGACAGCGCAAUUUACUGCAAUGUUAGCCAAAGUCGGUAAAACCGUACCGGAGAUUGAAAAGCUGGAGUUAGACAACGUAGCAGAGACUCUAAAGUACGAAAAUCACUUGAAAAUUUUGCAAAACAAGCUGUCAAACGAGCAAGAAAAUCAUUUGAAAAGAAUAAAAUCUCGUAAACGUAAAACAUUAAGCAAAGAAGAUCUAAAAUUAUAG
Phymastichus coffea is the source of this 2062-nucleotide messenger RNA. RefSeq names its product probable ATP-dependent RNA helicase Dbp73D (gene Dbp73D). Gene Ontology annotation, cellular component: nucleus. The transcript has 6 exons. Lineage: Eukaryota; Metazoa; Arthropoda; Insecta; Hymenoptera; Eulophidae. Gene Ontology annotation, molecular function: nucleic acid binding; ATP binding. The record is from RefSeq and is a predicted model, not a curated record. The coding region runs from base 155 to 2062 and encodes 635 amino acids.